CGUUAUUAAUAGUACUGGGUCUUCUAUGUUACCGCUGGUUCUCUAGUUUAUAGCUUCUACAAUUGUUUCUUCUCUUUCUGCGGGUGAAACAUUUGCCACUGAGAUCCAAAUUCUAGUGGUCUUCAGUUGUGGGAAUAUUAAGCUGCACUCUGCUUCUUUUCAGUUAGUAAGGGACAACAUCAGGGCUUUGUUUUGUUGAAUUGAACCCUUGGAAGAAUGCUCUUCAGGAGUUUACAUUCUUGCAAACUCCAGUCUCUGAGUCUCAGGUGCUUCUCAUCUGCAGCUCCUUUUGUACUUAAGCCUGGGGAUGUAUUGAGAAAAGAAAGACUUUUUACCGAGGAAGAUGUCCUUCAGUACUCCAAGGUUAGUCAUGAUUCUAACCCUUUGCAUACUGAUUCUGCUGCUGCCCGAAAUGUUGGAUUUGAAGGUCCACUGGUACAUGGGAUGCUCGUUGCUUCUCUCAUUCCUCAUAUAAUCUCAUCACAUUUUCCUGGAGCUGUGUAUGUAUCUCAAAGCUUGAAUUUUAAGUUCCCCGUCUAUAUUGGAGAUGAGAUAAUUGGUGAAGUACAAGCAACUAAUCUGAGAGAAAAUAAAAAUCGAUAUCUUGCAAAGUUUAAGACAAGGUGCUUUAAGAAUGGUGAGUUGCUUGUCAUUGAAGGUGAGGCUGUGGCUAUGCUACCAACCCUGACUGUAGAACAGGGGCAGUAUAAGGAGCAGUAGAAGCGAUUAUCAAUUCUUGACUGUUAAUUAUGAAUUCCUUUAAAAGGAGAACUUAGACAUACCGGUAAUCUGUUUGUGAUUUUGUGUUGAAAUGGAGACUCAUAGCCACUGGAGGUUGAACUUGUGAUCUCCCACCCCGGACGAAAAAGAAAAACAAAAGGCACAAAAAGUUUCUGGCUAUCUUUCUGAUUCUUAUGCAAUUUACUCAUGCAUGAUUGUUUGGUGUUUGAGUUUUGGUCAUG
Messenger RNA from Gastrolobium bilobum, 962 nucleotides. Its product is annotated as 3-hydroxyacyl-[acyl-carrier-protein] dehydratase, mitochondrial-like. The transcript has 4 exons. NCBI's taxonomy places the organism in Eukaryota, Viridiplantae, Streptophyta, Magnoliopsida, Fabales, Fabaceae. The coding region runs from base 217 to 720 and encodes 167 amino acids. The record is from RefSeq and is a predicted model, not a curated record.